AAUGAACUGCAUGCAUCAGGAUUUUGAAAUAGAACACAGGAAAACAUCAAAAACUUGUUUAUUGUUUUUUAAUAUUUUAUUCAGUUUUAAUAAAAGUAUUAUCCAAUUAGUGGAUAUUUUUUUCCUUCAAAAAAAAUGGACGUCCUUUACAUUCUAAAGGUUUUGCUAGUAUUCAUUACUGCUAGAAUUUUUGAGCUAAGAUUUGGGCCAACUCUGUCGUUCAGCAGCCCAGAAGGGACUCCCAGACUUUUCAUACUGUGACUCAGUUAACUCUGUUUAUACAGCCGACUCCAUUCAUUCACUGAACCCAAUCACACCCUCCGAGGUGGCCGAAAGAUUUUAACAGCUUGUCAGGGUAUGCUGUCAGAUUCAUUAGAACUGAACAUUUACAAUUGUUUGGCAUUUUCAAUGUGUAUAUGCAUAGAGACACACAUACACAUAACAGCUGGAAAAAGAGGUGGAGACAUCUGGUCAUUUAGAAGGCAUGCAGCAUCAUCGUAGCUGGCGACCAGUGGAUUCUUAAACUACUUUCAUCAUGUUGAUUCACUGGAGAAAUGAGCUUCCUGAUUCAGACAUGCCAAAUUAUCUACUGGCUCUUUUGUUCUCUGCGCUCACCUCGGCUGCUUUGGAGUGGCAAAUGCUCAAGGAUCAGAAGGAAUUUGCUAUUGGGCAUUGCUUUUGUGAUAUAUUUGGGUUUCCUUGUCAGUCAAGUAGGUCGUGUUGUACCACAAAAUAGAAAAGGACUAUUAAAAGCAAAAUCUUGGAGUCUUCAAGAUGUUGCUCAGCCUCAUUUUUCUGAAAUCCCAAUGGAUGGUACCUGGACAUUUUCUGACCUUGAAAAAUCUCAGAUGGGGACAAAUAACACAUCAAUGUUGCCUAAUGUGGUAUAUAUCACUUUGCGGUCCAAGAGAAGGAAACCUGCCAGGAUUCGAGGCACUGUGAGGCCCAAGCAAAGAAAGAAGCAAGUAUUGCCUUUGCAGUAUGGGAAUAAGAACUCGCUGGAUGGCACAAUCCAACGUAAGUCAUUUUAUGGCAAAUCUAUGAACAAGAGGAAAGGAACAGUAGUUCCAGAGAAAGCUCAGCAGAAACAACAGCAGAAAGAAAAACAAAUGGCUCAAAAUAUAAAGCAUUGGAGACCUGAAAUAAUUAUAAGAGGCCUAAAUGUUCAAACUAAUGUUCAGGAGAGCAAUAUCAGGAUGUACAGUGAGAGUCCACCAUCUUGGCUGAGUAAAGAGGAUAUCCUAAGUAUGCGUUAUAUGGCAGAUUCCAAAAUAAAUAGUAUCCAAGAAGUGCCUUCUCAACAUGGAAUACUUCUGGUAUUUGGGAGAACAGAGCUUGAUAAUAAGUCAGUCAAAGAAGACAUAUGUAGCCAAGGUCACUGUGGCAUCAUCAAGAGACCACUUGACAUGAGUGAAGUGUUUGCUUUCCAUUUGGACAGGAUCCUAAGGCUCAAUCGGACUUUGCCUACCAUAAGCAGAAAAUUGGAAUUUUUACAAGAUGAUGGACCACGCCCUGUCAUUCUUUGGGAUCCCUCCUUGGCUCAGACAGACAAUGAGACACACUCUUCACUGAGACUCACCUGGGAAGCCUACAAGAAACAACUAAAAGAAAAGUGCUGGCAAAAUGACAAAGUACCCAAAGCAGAAUGGAGAUGUACAGAUAUUCAUUACCAUGAAUGGUCCAAGAUGGCACUUCUUGAUUUUCUUUUACAGAUCUAUCAUCGCUUGGAUAAGAACUGUUGUGGAUUCAAACCACGUAAAGAGGAUUCCUGUGUCCAGAAAGGGCUAAAUCUGCAAUGUGAUGACCAAGACAACAUAGCUUUGACUCACAUUAUUCAGAGAAAGAAUAAUCCAAGGCAUUUGGUUUUUAUACAUAAUAAAGGUUUCUUUGACAGAAGUGAAGAUAAUCUGGAUUUCAAAAUAUUACAAGGCAUUAAUGAGUUCCCUGAAUUUGCCAUUUCUGUGCUGAAAAGUCAUCAUUUGCGGGAAAAACUGCUUCAGUCAUUGUUCCUGGACAGAAUUUUUUGGGAUAGUCAAGGAGGGCGCCAAGGCAUUGAAAAGUUGAUUGAUGUUGUAGAGCAGAGAGCCAAAAUACUUCUCACCUACAUUAAUGCUCACGGAGCAAAAGUAUAUCCAAUGAAUGAAUGAUUUUGAAAUCAUUAAAGAGAGAGACAUACUGAUGAAAAAUUUCUUGAUAUAUUUAUGUUGUAAUUCUAUAUACUUGGCUGAAUGCAAAUUCAGUGAACUUUAUGAGCUUAUUUAUACAUUUACUCUGAAAAACAUCAAACAUAUGUGAAUUAAUUAUAAGAUUUCACAUUUUAAAAAUACAUGUUGCUCUUCAUAUUUUUUUUAAAAAAAUAGAUGUUGCUAAUGGAAUCCCGAGGUGUUUUUGUUUUAUAAAAGCAUCCUUAUCUCCAUGGUCGUAUGUAUUCAUAUAUUUGUAUUCAGACAUUGGUGCAAAGAAGACUAGUUUUUUCUAUUCCUCCUAUGCUAAUCUCCAGUUACCUGAAAUGGUACAUUGACUUUGCAGGAUCCUGCUGAAUAGGAUGAGUUUUAAUAUGGGACAGAGAUGAUCCCUAAAAACCCCUAAAGAUUUUCCUCUGCUUGUUUGAUUUUAUUGGGAAUAAAAUAAAACAAUUGGAGAGAACAUUACACUUAUGACAAAAAUUGCAACUCUCUAUUAAUUUCACUGAAAUUGUUCUGAAAUGGUUCUUACGAUAGUUGCAAAUACUUGCUUAAUUAAAAUGCAAAUAUAGUAGGGGCUUUGCUUUUUCCCAAUGAAAAUAAUUGACCUCAAUUAGUGCUGAUAUUUAAAUUCAGCUCUAAUAUUGUUUAGUAAACUCAUUAAAUUCUUUCUUGUAAUUACAAGAAUGUUGUUAAAUUUAUAAACAUAUUGUCAAACUCCAGCUCGAUUAUCCAAAUAAAAGUCCAGGAUUAUUUUCAUCUCAGCAUUGUGCCAAGAGCAUGAUUCGUUCUGAAGUCAAGAUUCUAUUGUACUGUUUAACUAGCAAUAAAGUCAAGGAGAUGAGUUAAAGAAGGUGCUAUGCAGUAUGAAUGCUGAUACUGCAUAACAGUCCAAUUGAUCCCUAGAGCCCAACUUAACAAAUAGAAUCUCAUAUCAGUUACUUGUGGGACAGAGCCUCUGAAUGUCACCAGGGUAUCCCAGGUGACUAUAACAAUUCCACUAUCACUGUCCUGAGAUCUUGGUUGAUACCACACCCAAUCCCAAAUGGGCACAGCUCCAAAAGGGAACCCCAAUAUCCAACAAAGUCUCAGUACUGGACUGUUUUCAGUCAAAGUUCAGGCAGAGCUACAGUGCCGAGAUGGCAUUGGUCAUGCUUGUGGAUGACCUCUGGAUAAGCUGGGGUGAUAGUGUAUCCAUCCUGUCCUUUCUGGAUCACCUGUCAGCUUUCACUAUAAUCAACUACAAUAUCCUUCUGGACCAGCUUUGGGGUUGGGAGUAGGAGGCAUUGUUUAUGAUGUUUUCCCUCUUUUGUCAGCAGUUGCUUGUGGGAGAGGGAAGGAAAGGAAAAGAAGUCUAAUCCUAGGACUCUGUGAUAUUGGUGCUUCAGGGAGUUGGUGUCUCACUAUUGUUUUUUAAUAUCUACAUUAAAUUUCUGGAACAGAAAUGGGUGCAAUAUCCUCAGUAUAUUGAUGAUACCAGUUGUAUAUCUCUACUGGCUGAUCAGUUGUAUAUCACUACUAGCUGAUGAGACAAUACAAUUUUAGUGCUCUUGUACCUAGAGUCUGUAAGAGUCUAAUUAACAAGAUGGAGUGACCAUGGGUUUUGGUAUAUCUGGAUCUGGUGAAGUGCCAUCUUUGAUUCUUGAAAGGGUAGCAUUCCCCUUGGACAGAGCUUGUGCAGAAUUUGGGGGCCUUCUGGACUUAUAGAUGCAGUUCAAGGAACAGGUGGCAGCUGUGGCUAGAGAGUCAUUGCAUAAAUUCAUUUUAUGAACCACUUGUACUCAUUCCGGAAUCAUGAAUCCUGUUUACUGUCACACGUGCCUUGGUCACUUUCCACUUUGAUUACUGCAACACAGUCUACAUGGGCUGCCCUUUAAUAGCCAGAAGUUAUAAUUCUCUAGAAUGUGGUAGCAUAUUUAAAAUUCUGGUUAUCACUUUUAAAACCCUAUAUGGUAUGGGGAAAGCUUAUAUGGAUGAUUGUCUCCCUUUGAGGGUAUCUAAUUGUUUACUAGCUCAGAUAUGGGAGAGGUACUUCAGAUGUCCUUUUCCUUAAAUGUUGUCAUCUAGGAAGUGUGCCUUCUCUGUAGCUGUCCUUGCCUGUGGGAAAUCCAUUCUCCUGAAAUCCAACUAAUCCUAACCCUUUUAACAACAAGAACUGAACCCAAGGUUGUGUUAAAUUAGGUUGGAGCCCAACAAAUGUGAAUGUUCUGAGAGAGAACUGAAGAAGCUUCUUGGAUGAGAAGCAAAACAUUUUCAAAGAAAAAAACCCAAGAAAGUCCAGUUGCCUUUUGAAAAAGCACCUUGAAUCAUGAUCUGGAUGAUUGAGAACCUCCAUAGACCUUUGGAGAAUUUGUCUCUUUAUUUGACAGAGUGCAAUUCAUCUUAGGAUUGAUGUUAAUUGAAUUGUCUAUCUGACUAGUUGGCUGUGAAGUCAGUGAAUAUGAAGAAGGGCUUGUUUGCUCACUCAUUUAGAUAAAUGUUAUACCAAAAACACCUGUAAAUGUACCAUCUUUUUUUUUCCUGUUCUUUACCGCAGCUAUGCAAUCUGCUUCUGAUUCACAGAUUCUUAUUCACUAUCACCAGAUGGACAGUGUUAAACAGUUUUUUUUUGAGGAAUAAGAGCUACUUACAAAAUAAAUAUAUUAGGGAAUUUAAUUGUGAUAGAAAAAAAGAGAUGUAGCAAACAAAAUGAAUGUGGUAUGUUUUUUCAUCCUAUUUUUGGGAUAUGUUUAGCUUUCAAAAUGUUCAAACAUAGACAUUUCCAUUCUCAGAUCACUUAAUAUGAAUGAGUUAUUUGCAUACACACAUUCAUGCCUGUGUUCAAUCUUCUGAAUUUACUUUUAACCAAUUAUAUAUUUUGUGAGGAACUAGGUUGAUCUGUAUUUGUAUUAAUCUCUCUCUGUCUCUAUCUCUGACUCUCUCUCUCUUCUGUAUCUAUAUUUAUUCCUUUCUCAACAUCAGUUAUCAUUUUAAUGAGAUAAUAUUUUGUAAUUAAUAUGCUGAAGGAAGAAUAAGAAGCCAAUAUAGUUCCAAAACAUCUUCAUCAUAUUCCUAAAUAUUAAUACACCUACAUAUUUUUAAGUUCCACUUACAAGGAAGAAAAUUAUGCAGCAUUAUUACAAUGCAGCUCAACUAUUUGUUAAUUCAAUGGCCUCAUUAUUUUG
This is a messenger RNA of Crotalus tigris (Tiger rattlesnake), 5347 nucleotides long. It is a transcript of the gene GASK1B, whose product is annotated as golgi associated kinase 1B. Lineage: Eukaryota; Metazoa; Chordata; Lepidosauria; Squamata; Viperidae. The transcript is spliced from 5 exons. The record is from RefSeq and is a predicted model, not a curated record. The coding region runs from base 555 to 2147 and encodes 530 amino acids. Gene Ontology annotation, cellular component: Golgi apparatus.